Messenger RNA from Haplochromis burtoni (Burton's mouthbrooder), 2852 nucleotides. RefSeq lists its product as uncharacterized. NCBI's taxonomy places the organism in Eukaryota, Metazoa, Chordata, Actinopteri, Cichliformes, Cichlidae. Gene Ontology annotation, molecular function: protein binding. The transcript has 7 exons. Bases 75 to 1865 code for a protein of 596 amino acids. The record is from RefSeq and is a predicted model, not a curated record.
CAGAGCAGUUCCAGUUUUUGUCUCAGAGACAUAGAGGUUACCCAUUCAGUGCUUCCUUUUAUGUCAAUGGCAUCAUGGUGACCAGGAUCAGUUCCUGCUGUGAGUACCGCUACACUCCUGGCUUCCAGCAGGGCAGGAAGAGCUGCUUCAGAUUGACUUGGCUGGCUGGUGGGAUACCCUGCUACAGAUGCACAAGUCUCCGAACCAAAUACAGCUCUAGCCAGCAGCUGAACAACGGCGCAAAGGAGAACUUAAAUCUUUCUCUCGAGCAGAGCACUGGCAAUGCAGGCGUCAUCGAGUCAUGUCCAUCAUCCCCUCUAUUUAUCCCAGCAAAACCUGUGAAGAAAUCAGUGAGGAGGACAAGAAAACACACCAAGGAGGGCAGCAGAGGAUCAACAGACAGCGAAGACCUUCCUGUAGCUGGAAUUAAAGAGACCUCCAAAAAGAAACGACGCAAGGGUCAAACUAAUCAGAAGGAGAGCAAAGGCAAGACAGCUGGAAAUGACAGAGGAGAAGAGAGACAAGACGGCAAGAGCUCAACGAGGUCAACAGUGAUGGAAAAAUUUGAAGACAAGGCAUUGUCUGCCAGACGAGAGCAGGACAGAGCAACCAGCCCUGUCACAAUCCUGCAUACGGGGCAGCCGCCAUCGAAGAUGAUAAGCAAAUUUCCCGAUUCAUUGCAGGAUGAGGAAGCACUGACGAAGCAGAACAGAGAGAAACAGAAGGGCCUUGGAUCAAAUGGGAAAAACAGAGAUGGGGAAAAGCUGAAGGACUUCUAUGAAGAAUGUGUGGAAAUGAGUGCUGCGUUGAAGCAAGGCCCAAGCAAACAUCACUGGUUCAAGGCAAACAUCCUGGAGAGGUGCCGGCUCCAGAAGAGGCUGUCAUCGGGCCCCAAAGCUCAACGCUCAGAUGUGGAGCUCAGUGCAGAAAGUGACACCAUUCUGCAGCAUGAUGGAAAGCCAGAGGAAGAAGAGCACAUGGUUAAUCAGAGCGCUGGCACGGAAGAGUCCGUUAGAGAGCAAGACCUGCAGGCACAGCUUCAUGCCAUGAUGACAGUGCUGAGCAUGUCUGAUGAGGUGGAGCAGCUGGUUCUGAGGAACACGGACCUCACAGAUGACCUUCUGCUGAGCCUGGCGGGGUCACUAAAAAGCAGUCUGUCUGAAGUCACACUACUCAAUCUCAACCUCAACCUCAUUGGCCCCUACGGUGCUCACAUUCUGCUGGACGUUCUGAGAGUGAAGCCCCAGGUCAAAGGCCUGCACUUGUUUGGGAACAAACUGCGUGACCAUGGAGUGCUGACCCUGUUGAACGGAAUAGCUGAGCUGCAGGAACAAACAGCAAGAGCAGCUGCUGCUAUCCAACAGGCUAUGCUUUUCCCAUCAGAACACAAUAUGCUACCUCAGCUGCCCUCUGGAUGGAGCUCUUUCAGGCUUUUUACACUUUUAGAGCUGGAUAUUGGAGGAAAUGGUUUGAGCAGUGAUGGGGUGAAAGUGUUAGCAUCAUAUAUGAGAUCCCAUUCCUAUCUUCAGUAUUUAGGGCUAGCACAGACCAGCGGUGCCGAUCUGGCAGCUUGGAAGGAACUUUUUGACAGCUUAAAAGGAAACAGCUCACUGACUCAGAUCAUCCUAGACGAAAAUAACUUGGGUGACCCCGGGGUCAGGCUGCUGGCUGACAUGCUGAAAGAGAACAUGAGUUUGCAGCAGGUGGAUUUAGACAAGAACUGCAUCAGCGAUGUGGGAGGAAAUGACAUCAUGGGGGCUUUGCUUUGCAGGACACAGUUUCCACUGAGGCAUCUGAGCCUCCAGGAGAACAACAUCAGUGCAGGACUAAUGAGCAGGAUACAAGAGGAGGUAAAAUAUAAAUGAGUCCUGCAGGGGUGGAAGAAUACAUUCGCAAACCCUGAAAAACUAUGUAACAUAAACAAAACACUGACUUGAAAACUCAUAAGGUUUGUUGUUUACAUUCCGGAGGUCAGAGAGGCAAAACCUGACUCAUUUGACUUGUUUGACCAUCAAACACACACAAACAUAAAGAGCUCUUCCUUCCUAUACCUGGGUGGCCCUGCUAAGAAACACUGCAUCUCAGUUUAGUUCUGGCAGGUAGUGUGGGAGGCAUGUUUACUUUGGUCUGGAUGCAUUUUCAAAGAGAUAUCAAUGAACUGAACCUUAUUUCUGUAUGCCAAGGUUACAUCUUCAUCUUGAUUUUUUUUUUCCUACUUCCCACCAGUGUUACCCCUCGUGACUCCACACCUACUUCGCUAAAAUCGACUCCAGCAAGACUCCAGGCUCGUUGAUCCAUCUGUCAUUCUAUUGAAUAAUUUGCUGCCUUCUGACAAAAAAGAAACCACAGUGAUUCAUUCCACCCACAGUAUUUACAAGUGGAUGACUUACCCACAACAUUUUCCCCCAGAGCAUUGCAGUAGCUCUUCUCCACUUCUACAAAUCAAAAGAGUUAUGGACAGUCAACUAUGCCACAUCAACUACCCCUAUUUUGUUAGUUCUUGCAUCUUCAUGCGCUAGACAGUACUUCUAUUCAUAAUCUAAGAAGCAAAACUAGGCCACACUCAUCUGGGCCGUCAUCUCAUUGUUCUAUCAACAUAGACAUUCUGAGCAUAACUGUACCUGUGAUCAAAGCUUGUCAAAGUGGUAAUUAUCUCCUCCUCUCAAGGCUGCCAGUAGUGAUUCUGUUGAAAAUAACCCGUCCAUAUUUCAUCUGCAGUCUCUGCGAAUUCCUUUCUGCGGAACCCCGAUAAAGGCGCUCCUCGAAUCCCCAAGCGGAUGACAGAUAAAUGAGACUGGUGUUCCUGAAGAUUACAUCUGCAGACGUUAUCCGGCGUCGCCGUACCACACUGA